AUGGCCAACCGCUUGGCUAAACCACAGAAACUGCACAGAAUGACAUGGGAGGAAAAAUCACCAGACAAAACAAACCCCCCACCUGAUUUUGAACGUUCCAGAGAUGAGGAAGAUCAGCUGCAGAAGGUCACAAUUGCACCCGAGAAUGAUGACUCCAAGCGCAUUUCAAUUUUUUGCUCUGCAUGUCAACAAACAAUAUAUCCAUACCAGCUUCUUUAUCAUAAAAAACCCCACAAAGCCCUAACUUUGCUGGGUUUUGAUAGCCCACAUUCGAAGACUGACAACAAAACACUUACAGCCCAGAGACAGAAAAUAAUUUCAAAAUUGACCAAGAUUCCUAAAUAUUCUGAGGCACAUAGGCAGAAGAUUGAUAAUUCAUUUGAAUUGCUUAUGAAUAAUCACAGUCCUACAUCAUAUUGCGAUCUUCCUAAUAUUCCUGGUACCUUCCAGAAAGUAAAUAAUUCUUUAAUAAAAGCAUUAUCAAUUUGCCAAGAUAAAAACUCCAAGUGGCAGGCAGACAUGGAAGACAGAUUCAUUGUGCUUGACAGCUACGGAAAUCGGCCAGAUACAUGUUUUCUGGGGUUAGUUGACGGCUCUCAUGGUGUGGCAGCAGCAGAAACACUUGCAGCCGAGCUUCCACUUCUAUUUCUUGACCAGCUUGCUCAAAUGGAUUCCUCCUACAGAAAGAGUGAGGAUGAACAGCAAAUUCUGGAUUCUUUUGCCACAGUAAUCAAUGCAGAUUACAGGGAAAAAGAGAAGAUCUUCUCUGAUAAACCAGGCAAUGAUGAGACCAGCAAGACCAAUACUUACGAAUGGAUUCACAAAGCAUAUGCCAAGUCCUUUUGGAGAAUGGAUAGACUGUUACGACUGGGAAGGAAUGAGGUUUCCAAAGUUCGCUGGAGUGGCUGCUCAGCUGUUACCUGUUUGGUGGAAAGAAUCCCCAGCGAAGAGACAGGUGGCACUGAGGAAGAAGAAAGAAAACGUUCUGAAAACACCACACACACUCCAUUAGCCAGGACAGCCAAAGGUGUUGCCGGGUUACUGCACAUUGCCAAUGUAGGUAAUGCACAUGCAGUCUUAUGUAAAAAUGGGAAGAGUCACUGCCUCUCAAAAGAGCACAGCACUUCUAAUGUAAGCGAGAGAAAACGCAUACUUCAGAACGGUGGAAACAUCAGCACUAAUGAACCAGACGGAUUAGUAGAGGGGCACCUGAGAACAACAAGGGGUCUUGGACAUCAUGGAGAUCCAGUACUGAAAAGAUCCGUUAUACCUGUACCUCAUACCAUAUCUGUCCCUAUUGAUGACACUUGUCAGUUCCUUAUUUUAGCUUCUAAUGGGCUAUGGGAAGUUUUGGAUUACAGUGAAGUACUUGCAUUAACUCUAACAACAUUCACUCAUUAUUUGAGAAUGUAUGACUGUGUUCAACAAAAUGGAACUUCUCUGUGUAAGUGUCAGUAUUUGAUGCCCCUCACUGCAGACUAUUUAAAUGACUCAAAGGCUAUUGAUCUGCAAAAUGGAAUAGAGGUACUGUAUUCCAAUAAAGAAUUUUUUCUCACUGACUCAAAAGGCAACCUGAAACAAAAUAAGCCAAAAUGUUCUAGGAGGAACUAUUCGCAAAGUGAAAAUGGAGCUCCUACACAAACUGAUGACCACAAAAAUCAAGCUGAUCCCAAACCGCCUCUUUUCAGUAACCAUGAAGUAAAUUCACAGAAUAGAGAUAUAAAACUGUCCGAUUCUAGCACACAAAGUAGUUCUGAAGAACUGAAACAGUCUGAGGACAGAAAAGUGUGUCUAUGUAACAGUCCUCCACCACAGUCACAGACUGCAGUGCAAGAAGAAACAGACACUGACACUUUCCAUGUGACAGACCCAAGUUGCACCCACGAACAGCUGCCAGAUAAUGUACUGGCAAUAGGGUCUAAAGACAUGAAACAGUCCCCAAGAGAUACAGAAAUAUGCCUAUCUAAUUAUGACUCAAGUCCACAACUAGCAGAAAAGAUGGACUCCAAGUUAUUUUGUGAAAAACCUACAAGUCACACAGGUCAAGAAGUGCUAAAGACUGUAUCACCAGUGGGUUCUAAACCACCACCACAGUUUGAAGAGGACACAAAAAUGUACCUGUGCAAUUGCAAAUCACAAACUGCAGGAAGAGGAAGAGUCACCUCUGAGACACUCUAUGACGACGCUGCAAGCUACAUUAGUGAACAACUGGUGAAGACUGCAUUAGCUGCAGGUUCAAGAGAUAAUAUUGCUAUUUUGAUUGUACUUCUAAAUGGAUGCGAUAAGAUACCCAAUUACCUCAACAUUUGA
Messenger RNA from Opisthocomus hoazin, 2310 nucleotides. The record is from RefSeq and is a predicted model, not a curated record. Lineage: Eukaryota; Metazoa; Chordata; Aves; Opisthocomiformes; Opisthocomidae.